Helicoverpa armigera (cotton bollworm) is the source of this 1700-nucleotide messenger RNA. Its product is annotated as tektin-3. Bases 139 to 1638 code for a protein of 499 amino acids. The transcript is spliced from 11 exons. The record is from RefSeq and is a predicted model, not a curated record. Gene Ontology annotation, cellular component: nucleus; microtubule cytoskeleton. Gene Ontology annotation, biological process: cilium movement involved in cell motility; cilium assembly. Lineage: Eukaryota; Metazoa; Arthropoda; Insecta; Lepidoptera; Noctuidae.
GAGAAAGUUAUUAUUGUGAGGUUGCCGAUGAUGCAGCGACACGAAAAUUUUCAAUUUUGAAUUUUCCCUUUUUCUUUUCAUAAAUGAUUAGCAAUUUACCAAAAUUUUCAACACGUUUUUGAAUAAUCCAAUACCAAUAUGGCCAAGGAAGUUUCUAUGUGCACGCAACUGCAACAAUGGAGCCCGGUAAAAGAGAUCGCAGGCGCUCCCAGCGUGCCUCCACAAGUCGGCUACUGUUUCCACUCACCGAAGAAACACCCAUGGCGGCCUAUCAUGGGCUACGAGGAGAUCGAAGUGACUCCUAUGCCGUCGCAGCCGAUAACGAACACGAUGGUGGAUCCGUGUUACACGCCGGCUGGCAUGGCAGCUGAGCCGCUGCGGUUCCCUAACUUGGUGACGGGGUUCGACCGCAGCCCCGAGCACGCGGCCCGCGCAGCUCUCUACACCCGCUACACGCAGUAUGAGUGGAACCAAAACAGCAUCAAGAACUACAAUGAAUCCGAUGCUAAGAGGAACUUCUCUGAACGCGUUCGGAAUGAUAUUAUGAGGAUGCUGCGGGAGACCGACGAGAUCGGCACACAAGGACAGAGGGACUCUGGAAGGAGGAUCGGUGAACGAAUCACUGACACUACCUUCUGGAGGAACGAGGUGUCCAUAGAAAUGGAGCGCCUAGUAUCGACUUGUGAAAAGCUAAACGACACUCGGAGGCAGCUCGAACGUGCCAUUGCCGGCAUUGAGGGACCGCUGCACAUUGUACAGGAGUGUCUCUACCACAGGGAAAAGAGACAGGGUCUUGAGCAGGUGCACGACGCAGUGGAACAGUCCCUCCUCAAGGAGGUGGCCAUUCUGCGCGAGUGCCAGGACAAGUUCCGCAAUAUGCUCGAAAAGGUUCGUGCUCAGUCUAAGAACUGUCGCGCGACGCAGCACGAGCUGGAGACAGAUAUGCGCAACAAGGAGUACGCGCUCGGCAUCGACUCCAUGUGCCAUCAGCUUAACAACUUCUCUAAGGGUCUGCAAUUCUACGCGGGCAUCGAGCGCUACGACCCGACGGUGUGCGACACGGCGCGCUGGGCGGCGGCGUCGGCCGCCACGCUGCAGCGCUCGCAGUCCGAGCGGGCCAAGGCCAUACAGAUGCUCUCAGAUACGGAGAACCUCAUCAACGUGUCAGCGACGGAGAUCUGGGAUCAAUGGAGCAACUCCAACAGCGCCUUCACGCGACGCAUCGCGGAGACCAUCGAGAUCAAGAACAAGCUGCAACUGCAUCUACAUAAGAUCCAGCAAGAGAUCUUCGAUAUCGAGAAGACCCUAGAACUGCUGAACAAGGCGAUCGAGGACAAGCUGCAGCCCAUGAAGGUCGCACACACGCGGCUGCAGGCGCGGACCAACAGGCCGCAUCUAGAGAAGUGCAGGGACGAGGCGCAGAACAGACUGAUAAAAGAAGUAUGCGACCUCCAAGAGACGAUGGAGACUCUGCGCUCCAAGAUAGCGACAGCAGAAGGCACGCACCAGACACUGCUGGGCGUCCGCGCGGGGCUGGAGGCCGAGCUGCGCAACAAGACCACCACGCUGUUCAUCGACCGCGACCAGUGCAUGGGCCUGCGCCGCGGGUACCCCGUCACUGCCGCCAUCAAGUCUUAAGUGUUUUUUGCAAUGGAUAUAGGGGGAAAUUGUCAGUGCAGUCAUUAAAGUUGUUAAAAUGA